This is a messenger RNA of Paralichthys olivaceus (Japanese flounder), 2060 nucleotides long. NCBI's taxonomy places the organism in Eukaryota, Metazoa, Chordata, Actinopteri, Pleuronectiformes, Paralichthyidae. The record is from RefSeq and is a predicted model, not a curated record.
UAUGUUAUAGUGAACGAUCUUCUGUGUCCACAGACACGAUCCCUGUACGCGGGUUCGGACUCUGGCGUGGUCCAGUCCCCCACAGCGUUCUGUGGCAGGUAUCCGUCCUGUGAUGUCUGUAUCCUGGCACGAGACCCAUACUGCGCCUGGGACCGUCACACCGCCGCCUGUGUCAACAUCUUAGAUGCUCCUAGCCUACAGCAAGGGAAGCUGAUCCAGAGCCUGAAUGGUGACGCAGACAAGUGUCCUUCAGUGUCAGGUCUGUCUCUGAAGGACUACCAGCAAGUGAAGGUCAAACCGGGGAGCUCAGUCGAGCUGCCCUGCCUGGUACAAUCCAACCUGGCCCAUGUGAUGUGGAAAUCCAACAGCUCAGUUCUCACCGAAGCCUCUCGCUUUCACCUCAUAGGUGAAAAUGGUCUCCUCAUUUACAGCGUGGCACCAGAGGAUCAAGGUCAUUAUGAGUGUUGGUCCGUGGAAUGGGCCGCCGCUGCCGGGAAGAACUUCAGCCGCCUCGUGGCUGGAUACGUCCUUACUCUGGAUCUCCCGACAAGAGCCCCACACCAGGCGGGCCACCGCACCACCACCCUUGCCAGCAAGGAGACACCUAGCACGCACGCCGCUGAAGGUAAUGAUGAGACAGACAGAGCCCCACUAACUUCAGCCCUUGCCCCCCCAACCUUCCCAGCUUCGGCCCUCUUCACAUCCCCGCCCCAAACUGACUCAUCACUAACCCCGCCGCCUAGCAGCACAAUCAAACUCCAGCCGAAGCUGGAAGCUCUUCCCUCAAGCUCCAACGGCCCCCGCCCGGACAACCGGGACCCGGCGGCCGAGUAUCUCCAGCACAACAACAGCAUCGCCCUCCUCUUCCUCUUCCUCCUGUUUUUCCUCCUCUUCCUGGCUGCGCUGGCCUACAACUGCUACAUGCAGUACCUUCCUGCUCCCUGCCUGCGUAUGCGAGCUGCUCUGCUGGGCAGCAAAAAGAGCGCCAGUCAGCCCGAGUACCGGGCCUGUGAAGCAGGUCUGAUGGAAGCAUCCGCGACGGACAAAAUUAACAUGACGGAGCAGCCGACGCAGAACGGCAGCCAAACCACACAUCUGCGGGCACUCCGCGACACAGGGUAUGAGACCGAGCCAGAGUGCGGCAACGGUCGGAUCCCCUCCCACAGCUACGGAGGCGACAGCCCGUCGCAGGAGAAACCCUUUGAUGUGGACUGUGAAUCUCAGCCCAUCCAGUUUGCAGACGCAGAUGAACCUUACUGCUAACCAGACGCCUGCUUUAGUUUCUCUUGGCAUCAAGAUGAUUAACAGGGUGUUACGUUCUUGCUUCAUCUUCCCACUCCUCACAAGUCUUAAGUGUUGUCCUCUGUGUGGAAGUAUGUUCAGUCAGUGUACGGCAUUAGAUGACGUUUAUCAUUACGAGGCUUAAGGCGGGCGCCCCACUUGUGCAGAUUUACCUCCUGCUGUCUGACUUAGAGCUUUUUCUGAUAAAGUACAACCGUGCGCAUGGAAGCUGCACCCUCUCAGCUUAGUCCAGCAAGUGAAGCUAUUUCUUAAAUUCCAAACUGGAAACAUUCUUUACCAAAUUGGUAAGUUACUGUGAUGUUUUCCAAAUUGGAAUAGUGUUUUAUUUUGUACAGCCUGGGUGAGAAAAAAACUCAUAAAGCUUUUGCAUCUUUUUUUUUCUUCAAAGCAAAGCGUUCAACUUAGGUAAAUGCAUCACCAACAGGGAAGAUUUUCUCGGUUCUUCGCAGCCCCGCUUUGUCGUACAGUCUCGCCGUCUGCAGCGAGCCUUAGUCUCACCAGUCAAGCCGGCGAAGUCGGGUUCGAAACAUCAGAAAAAGAGAAAAACAUGGAUUAAAUCAAACCACUGUCUUGUUUGGACUCAUCCUGCGUAACAAUCCCAAGUCUCUGUAUUUAAAUUCUUUGCCCUCCCUGUAAAAAGUAGACAUUCCUACGUGGAUACAACUCCUGACAGUCCUGUGUAUUAACCUCUACUAGUCAUCUGCCCUUAUGUGGUCUGUCAAUAACGUAAAUAUGAUUUAUGAUGAUAUCAACCGUCA